AUGGAUCUGGAGAUCUCCUCUGCUGAAGUGACAGACUCUGUUCUGUUAUACUGCGCUUUGCAGCCCACAGUGACAGGAAACACUUCAUCAUACAAAAAGCUGACAGUCUGACACAAAGAUGAGGGAUGAACAAACAAACAACAACAGCAGCAAAAACAAGACAUUUUCAGACAGAAAUGAAGUCUAAAAUAAUCUGAGGCCAAUAAGAGCUGAAAACCCUUAACCACAAACCACAGAAGAAGAGUUACAUAUCCAGUUAUCAGAAUAGGGGCCUCAUAGUCAAAUACUGGUACAGGCUGGGUAUACCUGCAAACAUGAGGAUGUCUCUGUAGAGGAUCUACUCAGCUCUCUCACUGUCUUAUCUCUCAGUUGGUUUAUCUAGUCUGUGUCAGGAUGUCAUUCACAUUACUGUUGCUCCUCUCUGUGUUUGUAGGUGAGUGCUGAAUUCUCCGUUUAAACCAAAUAACAUUUUGAAUACGAGAUUGCUUUUGUCAAUGAAUGAUUGCAUUAAACACUAAAUUGCAUUUUACUGGAAAGUUUCAAUUCUUUCUCUUGUCAUAAUUUAUGGGCACCUAAUCCAUGCCUUUUUUCUCAUUAGGAAUCAACAUUAACACAAUGACUAUACUUAUGUUGUUGCAGCUGAUAGUACAGAGCAGGAAACAAUAACUCCAGUGAAGCCUGAAGUCAAUGUUCUCCAAGGAACAGACAUCACUCUCUCCUGCAACUACAACGGCAAUGUUAACAAUCUCCAAUGGUACCGUCAAUACCCUGGAUCUAGACCAGAAUGUCUUCUUUUGAUCCUACAAAGCAGCAUAUAUGUACAGAAUACAUCCAUUACGACUCCACGACACACUGGUAGACUGAAUGAAGAGAAGACCCGUGUUCACUUCAUGAUCUCCUCUGUUGAAUUGGAAGACUCUGCUCUGUACUACUGCGCCUUGCAGCCCACAGUGACAGGAAAACCAGACACACUGUACACAAACCUGUCAAGAGCCUUGUGGAUAAACAGUGUCUUGGUGGAGACAUUGUAUUCUGAUAGAUCAGUUAUUAUUUAGAGUACAUUAUUACUAAUAUUUUCCCUGCAUUUCCACAUCAACUGAAAAAGAAGAAAUAAAACGUAUUUGAUAUAAAUAUUAUUCAGGAAAUAAUACUUUAUAUUGUCUGCAUCUUCCUGUUGUGAUAUAACAUGAUCAAAGAUACUAGUCUGAAUAAAUACAAAAUGAAGAACAAUUUUUGUGUUGUUUUGUUCCUUAGAGCAGGGGUUCCCAAUUAUUUAUUUCAGGUAGCAGUUACGAGGAGGAAAUAAUAUCACCCACAACUGAAGAGCGUAUUUAUGAGAGUGAUGGUUUUACUCUGUCCUGCAACUACACUGGCUCUUACAGUACUGAUACUUUACUGUGGUAUCAACAAUACCCCAGAUCAAAACCAGAAUUUCUGCUUCUCCUCAAUGAAGGAGAGUUAAAGACACAUAAUGAAUCGACCCACCCUCGACUGUCUGUUAAAUUGACCCAUGUGGAUCUGGAGAUCUCCUCUGUUGAAGUGACAGACUCUGCUCUAUAUUAAUGUAAUAAUAAUAAGCCAUUUAGCAGAUGCUUUUAUCCAAAGCAACUUACAGUCAUGCGUGCAUACAUUUUUGUGUAUGGGUGGUCAUGGUGAUCGAACCCACUACCCUGGCGUUACAAGCACCGUGCUCUACCAGCUGAGCUACAGAGGACCACCUCUGAAGCCCACAGUGACAGUACAAACACUGUACCCAGAAACACUGUACAAAAACCUGACAAAAUACAGUAUACUAUAGGAAAAAAGCCAUAACAGAAAAUGUUGGUGUCAAGAGGAGGGGCUGGAUAAUCAAAGAUCCACAUGUAGCUUAUGGGAUACAAAUAACAUUUGUAGUGAAAAUAUGUCAAUCAUUAUUUGAAUAUGUUGGUAACCCAUUGUAUAAAAGUGAAAAUGCCCUGGAAGUUGUUGUUUGGAGGAUAUAUUGGCACGAGACGAACACUCUCGGGCAUUAUCACUUAAUUAUUGCUCUCAACAUGGACCUACUCAGCGGUCUGGUCCUCUGGUGGUAAAUCCAUGUACUGCACUCUUUAGAGGAGCAAAAACAUAGCUAAAGCUACCUAACUGUCUGUUAUGGGCCAGGCAAACAUAAAAAGGCUCUUACACUGUUUUGGUCUGGGUCACUAGAUAUGAAAAGGAAUUAAAGUUUGCACAUGUAUUGUCGUGUACCCUGGUAUGGAUGUAACUCUUAACUCCGCCUUCCUCUGCUGGCUGCGACGUCUCUCAGCUCUCUUCCUCUUGUUGCUCUUCCUGUCCCGUUGACUCUCCGUCUUCUUGGCCUCCUGCUCUCUCCAUCCCAGAACCUGUUGUAGCUCGGCGAGGGUGAGAGUUACAUCCAUCCCAUGGUUCACGACAGAAUAAUAGUUCAUUAUUCAUGUGAGGAUAUAGUGGCUUUAUUCUCAGAUCUUCCUCAACAUUUAAAUGUGGUCAGCAAUGUGUAGGUAGAGUAUAAAGGGUCUUUCUUUAUAUUUACCCACAAACAGCCGUUUCUGCAGCUCCUGGCUGAUCUUCAGGUGAGGUACCUUCUUAUCCUACAUGUGCUGCCCACUACACCUUCUGAAGGACGGGUUGAUCAGGCCCAAGUGAGCCAGGUGGCUUAUCCACUGCUCCUCCCUCUCCAACCACUACUGAGAUGUUCUCUCUGCCUCCUGAUUAGUUAUAUGACAGAUCUUCUUUGUCUGUGCUCCUCCUUUAGACUGCCCUCCACAGUUAUGGUUUUUCUAUGCAUAAUAUAAUCACAGAAUAGUUCCAUUUAGUGUUCAACAUUCUGCCCAACAAGGUGAAACCUUGACAUUGCUUGUAUUUUCAAGAGUAAGUUACUAGUGAGAGUCAAUAGGUGUCAGUGGAGUCUCAUCAAUUUGCUCCUAUUCCUUUAAAUGAUGCAUGCAGCAUACCAACACUUUACAGGUGUCUGUGUUGUAUAUUUUCCCCCACCAAACAGAAUAUACAUUCAUUAUGUUUUAACCCUUUCUUGUCACAAUUGCAUAUUCUGUUUCUGCUUCUUGUAUUAACCAUUUGCAUUUAUUUUAUAUGAACAGACUGUGGUUUUCCAAAGUGCAUUCAGGCAGAGUCAACUGUAUUCAUUACUAAAUUGUGUAGAACAAUAUAUAAUAUAGGGCUUACAAAACAAUUUAAUAUAUUCCCUUGAGGCAUUUACUUUAAAGGAUGAAGCAGUACAUCAGAUACAUACAACACACUUCAAUAAAAUCAACACUUGAAAUGUAAUUAAUUGUAAGAGUGCAUUUAAUAACUAUAAUAGUAUAAAAACAGUGCCAAGGGUUGGUCAAGGUUAAGGUCGGCUCUAGCCCAAUUCUAACACUACCUUCUUGUCCACCUACUGAAUUGACCGUGACCCUAGAAUUAACCCUAACCCUAGCUUCAGUUGGCACAAAUAAUGAAAAACAUUAGGAGAAGCAGGAUUAUGAGGAAGGCAGUUUUCUACUUGAUUAACUCCAGGAAGGAGUGAGAGGUUGAUUUUAUGGACCAAAUCGAGAGACAACAACCAAUGAGUAAUAGGCUACAUGGUGAUGCCAUUGACCAUCAUUUACGUUAAUGUGCACUGCGAUGUCAGAGAUUACGAUCAUGGUUGCAUCCCUUGUCAAUCAUUGGUAUCAAUCAUAAAACAAUCAUUAGUUGACUCUACUACUGUUUUAAAUGCAUUGUAAAGAUAACUCUUUGUGGCAUUGGUCAGCAUAGCCAAGGUCUAUAUUGGACUGGUUCAUAGGCUACAGUGGUCUGGGCCUUUCUUUCUGAUUUUGUUACAAACCCUUGCUGGAUAUAUUAUUUUAUUUUAUUUUAUUCGUCAGAGGAGCUCAAUUUGGCCUGAACAUAAAAUGUAUUUCUCCAAGGCCCAUAACAACUACCAAAUUAGAAUUUUGAAAGGACUUGGAGAAGAAGGUAACAUUCUUUAAAGGAGACAUUUCAUGGUACCAAAUAUAUCACAUUUAAAAAGGAAUCCCUUUGGCAGUUCAACUAAACAAUUGAAUAUACCAUAAGCUCCUCCCCUACUGCAGAGCCCAACUUUUAUGAGACUUCUCAGCUACAGUGGAUGGAACAUAAAGUCUAUAACAGUCUAUUCUUCCUCUAUACAUGAAUCACAAUGGCCCCUUUGCUUAGGAAUACUGUACUUAUCCUGGCUGCAUGCUAUUUUGGUACAGUAUAGUGCUUCUCCUUUCUACAUUCUCAUUCUCUGAAAUAUUUAUUUUUCAGAUUUCAAAGGUGAAGAGUCUGUUGACCAGCAGAGUGGACAUGUUACUGCCCUUGAAGGAGGACUGGUAACACUCAGCUGUAACUACACUAGCAGUAGUCCAUCUCCUGAUCUAUUCUGGUACAUCCAGUUAACUAGGGACACUCCUCAGUAUAUCCUGAGAAGAGAUCGCUAUUCAGAAGGGAGCAAUAGUGAUGAGUUCAAGAAGAGGUUUGAUUCCAGGCUGAAUUUCACAUCUAGCUCUGUCCCCUUGAUGAUCCAGAGGUUGCAGCUGUCUGACUUUGCUGUGUACUAUUGUGCUCUGAGGUCCACUGUGACAACAGGAUGGACAGCCCCCUUACAAAAACAAUUUGACAGUGUGAUAUAAGACUCUUAGAGGGCCUAGUUUAAGCUCCUCCUCAAUACUUCCUAUAAGAGAGUUAAAGCAUUCAAAGACACAUACAAGUGUGUUUGCUCUCUCCUCAGCUACCCAUCUCACAGUAGACAUGGAAGCUUGGCUGAAGAAUAUUCUGAUUCUUGCUGCUUUUUGUUGUGGUAUGAUUGAUAACUAUUAUUUUAUUUAUUUGCUUACUGACAUUGCAUAAAUGAUCCCUUUCUGUUGUCAUGUAAAAUAGAGAAAGUUGCACACUCUAUAUGCUCCCAAUGAUUUCAUGGGUAUAAAUCAUCAAAAACACCCUUUCUUUUUUCAACUUAUUUUUUUAUUUCUCUCCAGAAUGCAGAGGAGACAGUGUGUCACAGCCUAAAGAAGAUGAGACUGCUACCGAAGGAGGACAAAUAACACUUACCUGUCAUUACAAAACAGACGAUCCAAGUCCAUAUCUAUUCUGGUACAAACAGCGAGCUAACGACUACCCCAAGUAUAUGCUUAUGCGGCAAAAAUUUGGAACGGGAGACAAUGCUACUGAGUUCAAGGAGAGAUUUCAUGCUGAUCUCGAUGCCAACUCCAAAUCAGUCCCUUUGACUAUCCAGAGGGUGCAGCCGUCUGACUCUGCUGUGUACUACUGUGCUCUGAAGCCCACUGUGACAACAGGAUAUACAGCCCCCUAACAAAAACAUACUGAGCUACACAAUGACAAUACACCUGUCUGUACAGUAUACAACACCACUUAGAAAUUGACACAGUAACCUUCUCACUACCUCCCUGAUACUACCAAGACUAGUGGUAGCAGAUGAUGAUAAUCAUAGUGAUGAUGAUGAUGAUGAUGAUGAUGAUGAUGAUGAUGAUUAUACAGAAAGUAUUUGUUGUUGCCAAUAAAGCUCCCUCCUCCAAUUCAGCUCUAAAUGUAGAUGUACGAGACAUUCAAAUAAUAUUUUAAUAUCUCAUGGAUUAGAAAACAUACAUAUAUAUCUUAGAAUUCAUCAUUAGGAGACAAAAGCAUCAGUAUUGUGAACAGAGUUAUGGAAAGCCAGCAUCAACCACAAGGGGGCCACAGUACCAAGUGAGUUUUGCUUUCUACUCUGAAAUGACUUGUCUAUUUGAACAUCCCCUCUGUUCUGUGCUGCAUGGUCUAGGCCUGUGCUGCUACAAAGACAGGAAUCAAGAGAACACCAGCUUCAUACAAUCUAACAUUUGUUUUUGAUCUUGCUAUAGCAUCAGAAUACAGCCAUCAGUAGCUGAAGUUUGAUCUCCAGUGUAAGAUUGCCAUGCAUAAAUGUCUAAUUCUCCUUGUGGCCUCAGGUAAAUGUCUAUGAUAUAUUGAGCACCUCACUUUUAACCUCAAGGAUCUGACCCUUUUUUUAAAAUUUUCGCCUCAAAUGACAUACCCAAAUCUAUUUGCCUGUAUUUCAGGACCUGAAGGAAGGAUAUGCAUAUUCUUGAUACCAUUUGAAAGGAAACACUGAAGUUUGUGGAAAUGUGAAAUUAAUUUAGGAGAAUAUAACACAUUAGAUCUGGUAAAAGAUAAUAUAAUCUUUGAAAUGCAAAAGAAAGGCCACAAUAUAAUAUUGGUGUUUAGGCGCAAUUUAGCAGUGUGUGUGCAAAGUUUCAGAUUGAUCCAGUGAAGCAUUGCAAUACUGGACUAUUUAGUAUCAAGUCUGCCCAAACGUGCUGAAUUGGUCAAUUGAUACAAAAAUGAUAAGGUAAUACAAAAUGUAAGUUUACACACUCCCAGGAAUGUCAUACAUCAGGGGUGUCAAACGUCCGGCCCGCGGGCCGGAUCAGGCCCGCAAACGGGUUUAAUCCGGCCCGCGAGAUGAUUUUGUAAAGUAUAAAAAUGAGCUGCAAUUUUUCAAUAAAAUAAACUGCUGUUCCAAUUGUGUCCACUGGAUGGCGCAAUAGAAAUUGUGUUAAGCAAGCAAACUGUUUAUACCGGGGCAGAGCAAAUAGGUCAAGCAAGUGCAGCCAGUCCGGAUGAGCUACUUUGUUUUGCCCGCGAUAUUUAUUACGGCUUCUACUUUUAACAUUAUGUGAUUUGGCACCCUCAUUGCCCCAAUAUGUCUCUGUCAAAAAAGAGAAAAGUGGACGCAGAGUGCAGAGUGUUCCAAGAAAAAUUGUCAUCCUUCUAUUUAUUCACGGAAUUGAAUGGGAAAGCUGUAUGUUUGGUGUGUUCACAGCAUGUUGCAGUGCUGAAAGAAUAUAACCUUCGUCGCCACUAUGUGAGUCUUCAUGCCGACAAAUAUGACAACUUUCAAGGACAGCGGAGAAGAGAGAAGGUGAAUGAACUGUUGGUGGGUCUGAAGAAACAGCAGUCUGUGUUUACUCACAGCCGAGACAUCAGUGACGCUGCAGUGAAAGCUAGCUACCUCAUUGCUAAUGAAAUCGCAGUGGCUUCAAAACCAUUUAGUGAGGGUGAAUUUGUAAAAACAUGCAUGAUGAAGGCAGCAGAGAUUGUGUGCCCUGAAAAGCACCAGGCUUUUGCAAAUAUCAGCCUGACAAGAAACACAGUUGCAGACAGGAUUUCCGAUCUUUCAGUGGAUUUGGACAACCAGUUGAAGCAAAAAGUAAAGUCAUUUAUUGCGUUUUCGGUUGCAAUUGAUGAAAGCACGGACAUUACAGAUGUUGCACAACUGGCCAUUUUCAUCCGCGGAGUUGAUGACACAUUGACCGUCACCGAGGAGUUCGUGGAGUUGGUGCCGAUGACAGAUACAACGACAGCAGCUGAUAUUUUCACUGCACUCGUCGGCGCGCUGGACAGGGUCGGAGUGGACUGGUCCCGCGCUGUCAGCCUGGCUACAGAUGGUGCGCCCUCAAUGAUCGGGAAAAAAGCAGGCGUUGUGACAAAGUUCAGAGAGAAAGUGCAAUCUGCAAAUGGAGGACGUGAUUUUUUGACUUUUCACUGUAUUUUGCACCAGGAGGCUUUGUGUUGCAAGUCAUUAAAGAUGGAUAACGUCAUGAAGGUGGUCAUCCAAACUGUUCAUUUCAUCCGAUCCAGAAGCCUGAAUCACCGUCAGUUUGACAGCCUUCUCAGAGAGAAAGACCACAUCUAUGGCCUGCCAUACCACACUGAGGUAAGAUGGUUAAGCCGAGGUGCUGUGCUGAGGCGUUUCUUUGAUUUACGAGAAGAAAUUGAACAGUUCAUGGAAGAAAAGGGCAAACCAGUGUUAGAAUUUCAUUCCGCAGAAUGGAUGCAGAACCUUGCAUUUAUGGUGGAUCUUACAGAGCACCUGAAUAACUUGAACAAACAGCUGCAAGGGCGCAACAAAGUUGCCACGCAGUAUUAUGACAGCAUACGUUCUUUCAAGUUGAAGCUGUCAUUGUGGGAGACGCAACUCGCCGGUGGUGAUGCAGCUCACUUCCCCUGUCUGAAAAAUGUGUGCGCGACCCAACAUGUGGCAGACAUGAAGCGGUUUAAAGAUAAAAUAACGGGACUGUUAAGGGAGUUUGAGCAACGCUUUCAGAUUUUUGGUGAACUGGAGAAAGACUUCAAAGUUUUUUGUUCGCCAUUCACCGUGAAUCCCUCUGAUCUGCCCGUCAGCAUCCAACUUGAAAUAAUAGACUUGCAGUGUGACUCGGAUUUGAAGGGCAAAUCUGCUGCAGCUGGCUUGGACACAUUUUAUCAGAAUCUCUUGCCAGGUUACCCCAACUUGACAGCCCUCACUGCAAAACUGUUGUGCAUGUUUGGAAGCACAUAUCUUUGUGAGCAAGUUCUCUGUAAUGAGCAUAAAUAAAACAAAGCUGCGCUCAAGGCUCACGCACAAGUACUUGAAUCACAUCCUGAAGUUGGCUGCCACUCAGGAUGUGAUGCCUGAUAUUGAUGCACUGGUGAAAGCUAAAAGAUGCCAGGUAUCAGGAGUCAAAUAAACUAUGCAACCCCACUUAAAGUGCUGCAUGAGACACCCAGAUAUAGUUCUGUGAUCUGUGAUAUACUUCUGUGAAUCACUGAGGCAUUGUGUGUUUGUGUGUUGUUUGUCCUCAGAAUUUCAAAUAACUUGAGGUGUUUUAUGAUUAAUAGUGAUGUUGUGCUUUUGGACACACUGUCCUCAGGCUCCAGCUUUAUGUUUAUAUGUUUUUAUGUUGAUGUGCUAUUGUUUUUAAUUGAUUUUAUUUUAUUUGUAUAUUUAACCUAUUCUUGACUCUGUGGUUCUUGCACUUGUUUGGGGAACAGGAUUUCAUUAUUUGUAUCUACAUUUCUGCCUGAGAAAUGACCCCCUGAUAUAGUUCUGUGAUCUGUGAAACAGUUCUGUGAAUCACUGAGGCAUUGUGUGUUUGUGUGUUCUUUUUCUUUAGAAUUUUCAAAUAAACUUGAGGUGUUUUAUGAUUAAUAGUGAUGUUGUGCUUGUACUAUUUUGGACACACUGUCCUCAGGCUCCAGCUUUAUGUUUUAUGUUGAUCGUACUAAAAUAAAGAAAACAAUCUGAAGUUGUUGUUUUUAAGUUAUAUAUACCAUGAUUUUACCGGUCCGGCCCAAUUGGGAAUAGAUUUUCCUCCAUGUGGCCCCUGAGCUAAAAUGAGUUUGACACCCCUGUCAUACAUGAUGGAUCAUUAGCUUAUACAGUAACUUUCACACAUCUAGAUGGCCGGGCAGGUUGGGUGUGGAGCCAGAGACAGCAGGGGUUCAAACUGUAGAACCCAGUUCCUACAUUUUAAUAUAAAAUUGAUUUUAUCAAACACAACUAUGCUACAUUUUAUCUCUGGGACCCUUAGGAUGACAAAUCAGAGCAAGAUUACUGAAUGUAAGUACAUGAUUUACCUUCAGAGGUGAAUGUAUAAAAUCAGUUGCCGUGAUACGUUUUUUGUUGUUGUGCACUCUCCUCAAAUAAUAGCAUGGCAUUCUUUCACUGUAAUUGCUACUGUAAAUUGGACAGUGCAGUUAGAUUAACAAGAAUUUAAGCUUUCUGCCCAUAUUAGACAUGUCUAUGUCCUGGAAGGUUUGCUGUUACUUACAACAGUCAUGCUAAUCACAUUAGAGCGCGUUAGCUCAACCGUCCCGUAUACUGGACACCUAUCCCGUAGAGGUUAACAUUAGUUGCAUUGCUAGAAUAGAAAAUGAUACUGUUACCAUUACAUGAUAUGUUACAGUGAGACAGAAUGUUCUGUACAUUAUUUUCAUUUGGAUUUUAAUAUUAUAUUUCUAUGUACAGUAGUAAUACUGCAUUAUCUUUCCAGAACUCAUUGCUGGGGAUCACAUUACUCCUGUAAAGCCCAGAGUCAUCUGUACAGAAGGAGAAUCUGUGACACUGAGUUGCUCAUAUGAUACAAGCAGUGAUAAUAUUCUGCUUUAUUGGUACCAGCAGUACCCUAACCAGGCUCCUCAGUUUCUAAUGGUUAAGGUGCCACAUAAAGUACCAGUUAGCAUUCCCCUGAUAGUUGAUAUAAAUCCACAAAGUAUAGCAUCUGAACUGGUCAUAAAACAUCUAACCCUGGCAGACACCGCUCUCUACUACUGUGCUUUUGGGAAUGAAAGGAAGGUGCUUACAUUUUUCUGAGAAGCUGUACAAAAACCUAAACCUGGAUAAUUAUUUGAUUAUCCCAUCUUGAUGGAAACUGUUUCCAGACCAUCAUUUUAAAUCAGAUACACUCAAGAUGUUUUUAGGCUACCAGAGUGAUUGUGGUUACACCUGUAAAUGUCCUCUCUCCUUUCAAGAAUGAUUAGUACAGCAGCCUAUCAACAACUGCACUAGUGUAGAGAAUUGAACCUCUGUAGUAGAUGUGACAUUUGUCUGUCAGCUAGUGUGACACACAGUAACACACAGAGGAACACUUUCUGAGGAGAGUGAAUGCAUGCAAACAUCCGUCUGAAGAUGGUGAAAUCAAAGCAUUUGAAAAUAAAUGUAUCUUCCUAUUAUUCAUUCACUUCAGAAGAUCCUCUGAAAAAUGAGUUCUGUUGUGUUUAGAGGAGGAGCUAGUAUGAGAAUGAAAAGGAGAGACUCAAAAUGGCAUGAAGGUCUUUCCUCAGUGCAUUGUAAGCUUGUCUCUCUAACAUUAACCAUGCUGUGCUGUUUCAACCUGUACUUUUUAACAUUUGUGGGCAAGUAAAAUACAUUUAACAGUCAUGAUAAUGUGUCAUUACUUCUUUACAAGCUUGGAAAAACAACACACAAGCUUUGAAAGGACAAAUCGAACUUAUAUUUCACAUGUCAGUUUUCUGCAGGUGAUAGUUGAUAGUUGUGGGGAUGGAAUUUACUCAAACAGUCUUGAGAAGGAUGUGAUACAUGGUGGCAGUGUCAAGCUUUCCUGCAACUACACAGUAUCUGGUGGAGGCAGUGUCUUAUGGUAUCACCAAUAUCACAAUUCCUCCUCCUUAUCUCAGUGUAAUCAGCAUCUGCUGAGACAAUAGUUACUGCAGAUCCACCGUAUCCUCGACUGUCAGUUAACGUUGACAAAGUGGGCUGAACGUGUGGAUCUGGAGAUCUCCUCUGCUAAAGUGGCAGACUCUGCUCUGUACUAUUGUGCUUUGAGGCCCACAGUGACAGGAAAACCAGAAACACUACAAAUACCUUCCUGUAAUAAAGUCCUACUAGUAAACACCAUGUAAUAGGCAAGCAGCUGCAAACAAAUGAUCAGAGAUCAUGUUCAUGAUUAUCCAUCAAUAAUUCUGAUGUAAUGUGUGUCCAUUUACUGAAUAGGAGUAGCUAAGAUGAGAGGUAGAGAGAUGAUUCUCCUCUAACUGACUGGAACAGUGGGAUGUCUUCAGUUCUGCCUCCUGAUAACUCACUGUUACACCCAUCACCAUGUUUCUCUAUCCAUUUUUUCUCCUCUCUGCACUUGUUGGUGAGUAUUAGUCUGACAUUACAUACUUCUAGUUUAUUCAAGGUAACUGUCAAGUGUCAUUUGAAAAUAGCACUUCGUAGAAGAAAUGUAAAUGACUGAUUAUAAUUUCCCAUGAACUGAAAAUGUUAAUCUAAACGUAACUUUAUUACAGGAGGAAGUUAUAAAAAUGUCAUAAAUCCAACUUCAGAGACAGAACAUGGCAUGGAGGGGAGCAGUGUUACACUGUCUUGCAACUACUCUGGCUCAGUAGAAAAUCUUCUAUGGUAUCGGUAAUUUCCCAGAUCAGCACCCCAAUUCCUCCUCUACACUACAAUCUCCUUAAAACCCUCUGUAAUAAGAGCUAAACCUGAAGACCCUUGACUGUCUGUUAAUCUGAAUAAAGAGAGAACAAAUGGCUCUGAGAUACAAAUAAUAUUACUACACAGAUCAUACACGUAACGUUAGUUAGCUAGCCAGUGUUGUGUCGAGUAAAUGUUGCUAGUCAUUGCUGUAACAAAGGAGUCCGCUCAUACUGAACGCUUGAUCAUAAGUUUAUUCAUAUCACAAGAUUUCAGCAUAAGUGACGGAUGUCAUGACACCCGGAGAGCAGUGUCCUCGAAUUGUAAUAUCUGCUCUAACCUCUUCUUCGUUUUUCCCCAGUAUAUAUAAUCUCCCCAAGAUAGGGGUGGCUCCCUCUACUGUCCAAUCCCCUGUCUACAACACACAGACUUCUCUGUCCUAUCCGGGGUGUCACAUUAAAACCUUCCCUCUGACACUAAGUAAACAUCCUUUCAGUUCCACUUAAAAACAUUAACAACGUCAUAAUCUUAAUACACUACAUUCCCCCCUUCGAGACGAAAUAAAAGUCUCAAAAACAAACAGAAUAGGAUUAUGACAAGUAACAAUUUAUCUUAUUGAGUAUCUUUAACAUUAAACCAAAAACAUUUUCCUCUAGAGUGUAAAUACCUUUCUAUGAAAUAUGAACAAAUCUUUAUGGAGUGUGAAUACAUUACUAUGAAAUAUGAACAAAUCUUUAUGGAGUGUGAGAGCGAAAAACUGUCUGGCAGCCUUCGUUCAAGACAGUAAAAUUCUCUCACGGUCCCUCUGCCCCAGGCAACCACCUAGGUACUCCCGAUGAAUUCAUAAAUCCUUAUCAAUGCAUUUGAAACUAUGAUGCAAUUAAAUACACAUGAAAGCCCCUGCAAACAAAAUACUAUCCAAAAAAUGUCCACUCUAAGGCUGGUCAACCCAUCAGACCCUACAGUGGAACUCUAUCCCUGCCUAGACUCCCUGUCCCUAAGCAUUCACGAAAUAAACAAAAACAUCUAAGAUCCCCACAUGUAUCCAAUAACAUCAAAUAUCAUUCUACAAAAAUUAAUACCUAAGAAAAUGACACAAAUUAUGUAUUUACACAUGCAAAUAUGUCUAUAUUUCAUUGCAGACACUGGAAUGUAGUCCACUACACUUCAUCUCCCCCGUAGUCUUGACUCCCAAUGCAUCUUCGAUGAUGGAAUGGGAACAUUUCCACACCUUCCUUGUUCCAUCUCCUCCAGUCAUUCUCCUUUCAUAUUGUCCCUUCAUAUUGUCCUUGUUUGAGUAUUUCAAUCUCUACAUAUUCCCCCAAAUGCUUCUGGAAGAAAAGAAAAGACCAAACAGUAUCUUUUGCAAAACAACACUUUCAAAUUAAACAUCAAUAUCAACUAAGAAUAUAAAAAUUAUAUAUAAAUGAUGUAUGAAUCACUAUAAAUGGUAGAAUAAUGAAAUAGGAUAAUGUGAUUCAUUCAUACACUUCCCCCCUUUGAUUCAUAACAUCAUACUAAAAUCACACUAAUAUUGAAAAAUUUUUGAAAAAUGAUCAAAUAAUCAAAAAGGAUAUUUAUCCAUCAAUACUCCAGUCCCACUUGUCCAUCUUCAUCCAGAUCAGGAACAGUCAACAACGGCAUCUGAGCGUUGUCUCCAGGCAUCACAACUCCAACCUAACUCAAUAUCAUAGCUUUCUCAAAGGUCAGUAACAAAUUACAAACAUCACACACAGUGCUAUCAAAACUGCUAUUAAAUCUGAACCAUCACUGCUCCUACUGGGCCUAACUGAUCUUGCAACCAAGACUUCACUGACCAUCCAGCUCCUUCAGAUCUACCAAACGCAUCCCUUAUAUAUUUCAAUGCACAGUGAUACUAUCUGGACUAUCUGGAAUCAAAGUAUAGCUAAUAUUAUCAAUAUGAUCUGCCAAAAAUGUUACACCAUACCAUGGAAAAAGUCCCCCCUUCUCUCUUAGACUUAUCCUCCAAUGAUAGGCUUCAAGACUAUGAAAUGUCGCCAUGUCCCUUUUCACCCUACUUCCAAACCUAGAUUUAGAUUUAUCUGUGUCCGGUGCUACCCCUCUUUUAAUGGUAGAAACCUCAUAUGGAAGCUUCAAUGUUGACAUGUAACAACAUCCUGUCCAUCCAUAGGGUAAGAAUAUAUACGCUUUAUCACCACAAACCCUCCAAAUAUCUCUAAAAUUCCCAAUAGUCACAUUGUCAGGCAAAAGCUAAUCUUUCACCAUCAAAGUCCUGCUCUUCUUACUAACUGGAACAUAAAAAGUAACAUUAUAUUUCUCAUUACUAACCUUAUGUUCAUGCUUACCCAAAGUCAUCAUAUAAUCAUCACAAUCUGAUAUUCCCAUAAACAUACCCUUUCCAUCAUAUGUUUUAUUAGAACAAAAACAACUUUUAACACUCACUGCUUUCACCUCCAAUGCUUCAGGGUUCGCUGUUACCUGAUUUUCCUUCCCAUCUAACAAAUUCCCAUAGGGUAAUUCAUUUAACCAAGAACACCUAAACCUAGGCUUAAACAAAUGUUUUGACAACGACAUUAUUUUAUCUGUUCUGGAAUUCUCAACAGACAUGGACCCUCAAGAUUCCUCACUGAUCUUACAGAAUGAGCUAGCUGCUGGAACCAAAGAUUCCUACCUGCCCAUCCAUCUUUAAUUUUCACAACAGAAGAAUCAAACCAUAUGCCUUCCAUUUAGUUUCUCUCUUCCCUAACGAGCGGUACUGAUCAGAUACCUCUCCUUGUCUGUCAUUAAAAUCAAAGACCUCAUCCUGUACCUCCAUGAUAGUAUCCUUCACUAUUUCAGAUGAAUCUAUAUUGUUCUCAACCACUAUCUGCUCUCCUAUUUUAACCCUAUCCUUACUACCAUUGACAGCACUCUCCAUCCGUACCAUAAAUUCCUGAGUCCCUCUUGCUACCCCCUUUAAUUUCAGAAAAGUUGUUGUCGGUGUCGGUGUCAUACUUCCUACAUUUGUCAUUGCCGUCGCAUCAUUUAUCCCUUCCAAAGUUACCAUUAAAGUAGUUGAUUUAGUUGAUGUAUUAACACCCUUAACUACUUCUAGUGGGAAAGCUACCAAUAUCCUCUGUGUAUUAUUUACUGUUGGAGUGGCUACUGUAAUAUACUUCUCCUGAACUCCUUUGGUGACUGUGGAAGCUUCAACAGACUUCAACUCUUCCAUUAUAAGCGUCACUUUACGAAUUACAUAGCCUUUUAACCAAUAAUUCUUAACCGGAACAAAUUUUAAUGCUUGCACUAGAUAAGUACACAUAUAUUCUCCCUAAUCUUCUCUUAUCAUUCAGCAACGCAUCUGCUCCUAACAGAUCUAAACUCCUACCAUAUCUAUCUUCCCACUAAACUCUAAAAUGUCCUUCACCACUGUUCUCUCUCUCUUACUACUAACUUUGAAACUUAGCUUACUGUCUUAGAGUUCCUUCAACCCUAGUUCUCCUAACUUUUUUAAUCUAAUCUUUUCUCCUAACCUUUAAAACUUUUCCACUGAUUUAUUCACAAAAUCCCUUUACCACCAAUUUUUUAGAAUAUGUGAUUGGGAAGUCCCCACCUGCUUCUGACUUCUUUACACACAGACUUGGCAAACGACUAAACAUCUUUUAGCCUAGUUUGACAUCCUAUUCACCUCUUGGUGUAGGAAUGUAACCAAGAAUAACAGUCACCCCUUUUAACUUUAUUUUUCAGACAGAUUGUCUAAUAGGCAGUCUAAUAGAUUGUCAUCCUUCCUAUGAUAUUAUCUUUUCAAGCAAAUAUGAUUCCCAAAAACCCUACUUUUUAAGAUCUUCUACCAGACAGCCGUCUAGUGUACAUCUUAUUGUACACUUCAAUUUACACCAUGCAUCUCUUCCCAACAAUGCAAUAGGUAUAUGUUCUAAUAUUAGUAUGUCUAUUUUAAUUUCUCUUUGAUUUUUAUAGAAGAGCUCAAUUGGUUCCUUAAGAGUGAUCAACUGUUUUACUACCUCAAAUCCCUAUCCUAAUUAGUUAAUUUUACAUAGUGAGAUGUUUAACCUCUUUAGGCUGAACACAGAUAAAAGCUUUUCCACUAUUCACCAUCAUUUCUCAUAGUCCUUUGUUUUCACUUCAAUUGUUAGAUAUUUUCCUUCUUCUCCCUAAAUCGGUUCUAUCAGCUGACACCCCCCUUCGUAUCUUCUAGGCACUCUAGAAUCCUUGAAGGGUUCACCUAGAGAACAGGUGAUCUUCACUUGCUCCUUUAUCUUCCUCAGAAAUUUCCUCUGUUGUUUCCUCCUGACUUAUUGCACUCACAGGUAAAGUAACCAACCUGUCCACAAUUAUAACACUCUUCUGAAAGUUGCUGGAAGUGUGGCUGAAAUCUUCCUCCUCCUUCUAAGCCUUCUCGUCCUCUUCCUCUCCAAUUCUGUGUCUGUCCAGAAACUGGCUGUGGAUAUGAAACAACUGGUACCCCCCUUGGUGGCUGGUACAAUUGCAUUUGACCUUGUUCAGUUGAAGCUGUAGCAGUGAUUGUUGAUUUGGUUCACUCUGAUUCUUCAUAACCAAAGCUUCUCUUCUCCUAGUUUCCAGACAUCUCGGUUUUUCUUACUUCUGGAGUUUUGGAUUCAUUUUCAUUGUCGUUUCUGCUUGUCCUCUAUCUAUUAUUCAAUCACUUUCAUCAUGUUGAUGACGUCAGGGUUAAGAUUCCCCUCUACUAGCUAUGGUUUGUUCAAUGUCAGGCCAACUUUUGUUUCAUUUGCCGGAUAACCUAGCAAUACUUUAGUUAAAGGAUUACUAUUUUGUACUAUAUCAACAGGUGUAAUUACCUUCAUAGCCUUGAUGUCGUUUUUCCCAUUGUACCAACUCUUUUAUAUUCCUUUAUUGUGAAUUAUUUUAUUUUAGACUAUAUAGCCUAUGGCUUCCCCCCUUUAAUUAUUAAUAUAAACUAAACAACCAAAAUUUUUUUUUUUUUUAAAUCAAUCAAUAAAAAUAUGAAUAUUAAAAAUUCUACUAAAAAAAUUAUUCUAAAAAUAUUUUUAAUUAAAAUAAAAAAUCAAUUAAAAAAUCAAUUAAAAAAUUAUUAUAUCCUAUUUUACCAAUUCAUCAAUAAAUGGCUAUCUUACCACAACCCAUCCGGAAAGUAAAUGCAAGUAGUCAACUUCAGACUACAAUACCCAUAAACCCCCUUGCUUUAUAAGCACCCAAUUAUCUUAAUUUUACAGAAUAAUGUCAGUAAAGUGAUGCACAGAAACUCCAAAAUGCAAAUUUUUUAUGAAUCAGUAUUUGCCAAGCCUCUGUGAAAUUGUCAUAACAUCAAAUAUCCUGUAGGGGAAGAUUUUGUAAACAGAACAGUACCAAAACCUUUUUGACUCGAUCCUUGUCACGUGACGUACACGCCAGCCCCUCCUCUCUUUCUCUCUCUCUCUCUCCUCUCGUCCUAUCGUUCCUCUCAUAUGACAAAAGAGCAUAGAAACAGAAAAAGAAUUUAGCAGUUUAUGCAAUCACUGAGUUACUUCCAGCAUUCAAUAUUCCUCCAGUCACAUUCGCUCUAAGAAUCAACUCAGGAAUAAAUAGCUCAAUAACACUUUUAUUUUAUUUAUUUAUUUAAUUAUUUUUAUUUUUAAUAUGUCAACAUCUCUCUCUCAUUUAUCAAUUCAAUAGGUCACAAAAACAGUUUCAUCUUUAACCAACAGCCGAUGUAACAACUAAAAUACACCAUUAGACUCUAAAUGUCUAAUUCUUUGUUCCUUUUUGUUUGUCUCAGCCUCCCCGCAACACAGUGUAACAGAGGAGUGUCCUAUUUACCCAAAAUCCCCCAUGUUGUAGUUUAGUAAAAUCCCUCGUGUUGUAGUUUAGUACCGUAAAAUCAAACGUGUCAUAAUCCAGUGCCGUAAACUCCCACGUGUCGUAAUCUAGUGUAGUAAAAUCACACGCAUGCGCUAUACAUUCAACGAUACGAUUUCCAGACAACAGAACAUUAGCAUUCUGCUAUAUCUCCUCUCCUUUACCCUUUAUAGACAAACAAUAACACUUAACCGUUCACAAGACACCAGGCACCAAGCCCAAGCUAACUAAACACAUUUCUGAUGGCUCGUCCCAUUCCUAUGGACCACCAAGGAAGAAAUAUUAAUCAUAACCCGCAUCAAAAAUUGUCAUGAUUAGCAUUAGCAUUUAGCAUUAGCAUUAGCAUGUAGCAUGAAGCAUAAUUAGCAGGCCAUGUUAGCAUUUCUCCCUCCGCUGUACCGUAAAAUACCAUUUGUUAGCUAAAUUUAUGCUACCACGAGAUCUGUGGAAUCGACACGAGAGAUUGCAUCAAACAAGCCGUUCGUCAACCGCCAGCUGAGGGGCAAUAUACAUCAUCAAUAAACCACGGUCUCCAGCCCAUCGGACUCACCUAAAACACAUCUAACGCGUAUCAGGAUUUUCUGGCCCACCUUUAAUAGGUCGCCUGUCUUCCAGGGCUUUUCCAUGAUUUACAGCGGCUCUAAGUUACAUACACAUCUGCCUAGGCAUUCCUUAUUCCUCUCUCAAUCGAUUGUUCUUGAACUGUUAUUCAAGCAAAAUCUCUCUAUAGACACUCUAUAGGCUCUCUCUCCCCCCUUUUGCGCUGUCUACCAGUGCAACCAAAUUUAUAAUGAUUAGCCAGACCCCCAGUUCUCAGCAAUACAGCAACACAAGGCACACAUCGUUCCUUUACACGGUACAUCUCCCCAGCGCACACCCAUAACCAGACGAACGAAACGCACACAAGACCGUGAGAAAUCUCACCUUAUGCCGGCGCCUUGAGCGAGAGUCACGUCGUUGCUCAUGAAUAUAACACUGAAGAGACGCAGACCGUCCCUUUUCGUGACGCCAUUCUGUUGUGUCGAGUAAAUGUUGCUAGUCAUUGCUGUAACAAAGGAGUCCGCUCAUACUGAACCCUUGAUCAUAAGUUUAUUCAUAUCACAAGAUUUCAGCAUAAGUGACGGAUGUCAUGACACCCGGAGAGCAGUGUCCUCGAAUUGUAAUGUCUGCUCUAACCUCUUCUUCGUUUUUCCCCAGUAUAUAUAAUCUCCCCAAGAUAGGGGUGGCUCCCUCUACUGUCCAAUCCCCUGUCUACAACACACAGACUUCUCUGUCCUAUCCGGGGUGUCACAUUAAAACCUUCCCUCUGACACUAAGUAAACAUCCUUUCAGUUCCACUUAAAAACAUUAACAACGUCAUAAUCUUAAUACACUACACCAGCCAGCAAACGUUAGCUAGCUAGCUAACAGUACACUUUAACUUGAAAUCAAAACAACUUUCUGACAAAAUUAGAAACGUGUAAUAUCUGAAGAUUUAGCUAGGUAGACUCUCUUACCCGUAUACAUGGAUGGACGCUUCUCCCUCUCUGUCACGGAUGCCAUGGUUGCCCUUAGUUUGAAGAUGUAAUCCGGAGACGUGUUUUAUACAACAGCCUUCUGUGUGUUCUCUUUUCGACUCCGUCUGCAUAUUUGCAAUUUUCGCUCUCCUUAGCUAUCAUGCUCUAUUUCCACUGAUUUCAAAACUCGGUCCUCCAGAAAGUGGAGAGCAACACUUAUGCAGUUCUACUACAUGAUAUCGUUCAAAAAAGCCACGUUAGAAAGGAUUACCUACACAUACUGACAAGCUCAUGUUAUGGACAGAAGCGUGCUACAUAGCAGACCAAUCCGAACUCAUCUCUUGGCAUGUCCAGCCCACUCAUUAUCUCAGCCAAUUUUUUUUUUUUUUCUUUUUUUUUAUCUCAGCCAAUCAUGGCUAGUGGGAAGGUUGCAGUCUUUUUCCGUGGCUAAACCAACUAAGCUCGUAAUUUAACAAUUGUAUUCGUAUUUACAGAUUACAUACAAGUUUGCUAUUAAGGCAUAUGAAAGUUCACAUGUUCCAGAAGGCAUUUCCGCCCAAACAUAGUAUGUUCAAAUGGAGCUCCUGUGAAGUAGUGACGAGCGACAUACGCCUAGUUUCCUGAAACAAGUCACAAAUGAGAGGAGAGGAGAGGAGAGGAGAGGAGAGGAGAGGAGAGGAGAGGAGAGGAGAGGAGAGGAGAGGAGAGUUUGAGCAUUUUUAUAGCAACUGUACUUUGUGGUGGAGCUUGUAGGUAAACAAAGCAGAAAUGAUCAACUGUUCUUUUUUACAGGUACAAGUAUUGAAGACAUAGUUACUCCAGACAGAGAUGUAGUGGAUGUUAUGGAGGGUAGUAGUGUUAAACUCUCCUGUCGAUUCAACAGCUAGUUAACCAACAGUGACAGGAAACCCAGUGAGGCCCACAGUGACAGGAAACCCAGCAACACUAGAAAAACAGACAAUGCAAACACAGAUAAGUUGCAGUGGUUAGACGGCACAAGCGGGGAGCCCAGCCAAGAGCGAUUUGCAGUAGUCCAGACGGGAAAGGACAAGUGCCUGAAUUAGGACCUUUGCCGCUUCCUGUGUGAGGAAGGGUCGUACUAUACGGAUGUUGUAAAGCAAGAACUUGCAGGAGCGAGUCACUACUUUGAUAUUUGCAGAGAACAACAGGGUGUUGUCCAGGGUCACGCCAAGGUUCUUUGCACUCUGGGAGGGGGACACUGUGGAGUUGUCAACCGUGAUGGAGAGGUCUUUGAGCGGGCAGGCCUUUCCCAGGAGGAAGAGCAGUUCUGUCUUGUCGAGGUUGAGCUUGACUGAACAUUCUCUCAUAUAAAUGUAUCUGAAUUGAUGCAAUCUUUAUGGUCAUUUAGGAAACCAAACCUUCAUCACCACCACCACACUUCAUUAAAAGCCAGCAUUUAAAUGGGUUUUAUGUCAUAACCUGGGCAUAGGUGCCAGUUCUGAUCCUGGGAUCUGGUAACUGGAGGGCUGCUGAGUUCAGAUCCUGACUACACCGGUGUUGCACUGCUGCGACCCUGUGCUCCUCUCAAUUGUGUGUGUGAGAUGUGAUAUCUGGGGGAGUUGACUAAUGCGAGCAGAAGAGACAUUUCCGUUGUUCGCUGUAACAUGGACAAUAAAGUUGUAUAGGGAGGAGCUACGAAGAUCCUGUUCAAACCGUAAAUAUGAUUACAGAAGACAUAUUUCUGUGAAUUAGUCGGUCCAUCAUACAGGAGAUGAAUGAUGAUGUUACUUGGUUUAACCUGGAUGUUCUCUACAUUUUGUACAGGUGAGCCUUACAAUUUUUUUUAAUUGAGCCCGUAUUGUUGAUGGAAAUUAAGAUUGACUUGCAAUUGAUUUCGUUUCUAUAUUCUCUUUACAGGACAGAUUUCUGGGGAUCACAUUACUCCUGUAAGGGAUGAAGUCAUGAGUACAGAGGGAAAACCUGUGACUCUGAGCUGCUCAUAUGAUAUAACCAGCAAUUAUCUUCUGCUUUACUGGUACAGGCAAUAUCCUAACCAGGCUCCUCAGUUUCUACUGAAUAAAGGUGCCAGAUCAAUUACCUGGGAACAUAUCCCUGAUAAGAGACAUACAUCCAAAACAUCUCAGUCAUCAACUGAACUGGUCAUAACAAGUCUAACCCUGGCAGACACAGCUCUCUACUACAAUGCUCUCAGAGAUUGUUAUGACCAGUAUUGUUAUACCCAGUGA
Molecule: messenger RNA, 21212 nt
Organism: Coregonus sp. 'balchen'
Lineage: Eukaryota; Metazoa; Chordata; Actinopteri; Salmoniformes; Salmonidae
Source: the annotation of a GenBank genome assembly